Messenger RNA from Erpetoichthys calabaricus (reedfish), 2159 nucleotides. It is a transcript of the gene mcoln3b, whose product is annotated as mucolipin TRP cation channel 3b. Gene Ontology annotation, molecular function: NAADP-sensitive calcium-release channel activity. Bases 126 to 1868 code for a protein of 580 amino acids. The transcript has 14 exons. The record is from RefSeq and is a predicted model, not a curated record. Gene Ontology annotation, cellular component: lysosomal membrane; plasma membrane. Lineage: Eukaryota; Metazoa; Chordata; Cladistia; Polypteriformes; Polypteridae.
UGGCGCAGUGGUAGCGCUGUUGCCUCGUAAUAAAGAGACGGCUUGGAGUUUGCAAGGCCUCCCUAUGUUGCCGUGUGUUUCCUCGAGAUUUCCUCCCACAGACCUGCAGGACAAGUGGAUUGACGAUGCCAAAUUGUGUGUGUUCACCAUGCGAUAGACUAACGUCCUGUCAAGAUAUGGAGAAACCUGAGAUGAUUUUUAAGAAUUACAACAGAACUCGUGAAAGCAACAGUUAUACAUACGAUUCUAAAAAAUAUGAGCUUGACGACCCAGAUGCUGAGGAUAAUUUUCGAAGAAAAUUGAAAUUCUAUUUUAUGAAUCCGUGUGAUAAAUUCAAAGCCCGUGGAAGAAAGCCUUGGAAAUUAGGACUACAGAUUCUUAAGAUUAUUAUUAUAACAGCCCAGCUGGUAUCCUUUGGUUUGAGUAAUCAGAUGGUGGUUGCUUUUAAAGAAGACAACCUGAAUGCCUUUAAACACCUUUUCCUCAGAGGCUAUACAUAUAAACUGGAAGAUAACUUUGCAGUAUACACUAAAAGUGAUUUUUUUGAAUCGAUCUCUUAUGCAGUGUAUCAGUACUUGCACCUCCCAAAUGUAUCUGUUGGAAAUCAUGCUUAUGAAUGGAAUGGUGAGGAAUAUCCUGGCUUGAUUAUCUGCCAGGAGCUGUAUAAGAAUAGUUCAAUCUAUCCUGGAAAUGAGACUUUUGAUAUUGACACUAAAGUUGAAACAGACUGCCUUAAUAUUAAGCCUGAUGUACCAACAGAGAAUGAAAUGUUAAGAAAUGACAAGUUCAAUUAUAGUGUGGACUUUCAAAGACUGUUGUCUGUAAAUAUUUAUUUUACCCUAAAGGCGGUGAAUUUGCAAGCCAUCCGAAACAAUGAACUUCCAGAUUGUUACGAUUUUAACAUUUCAAUCAGAUUUAUCAAUAAUGCAUACAGUGGUAGAAUUCAAGUGAUGCUUGACCAGGAUGUUGGCAUAAAUGAAUGUAAAGAAUUAAAAGUGUCUGGAUCCAUACAAAGAAACACCCCAUAUCUUGUAUUAUUUGAUACUUUCAUCAUUUUAGCCUGCUUGGGGUCUUUGAUUCUCUGUGUGCGGUCAGUAAUAAAUGGCCUCCAGUUGCAAUAUGAAUACAUAACUUUUUCUUUGACUCGCUACAACAAGACCGUGCCAUUUUCUGAUCGAAUGGAAUUUGUAAAUGGAUGGUACAUUUUGAUUAUAAUUAGCGAUAUUCUGACCAUUAUUGGAUCUAUUCUGAAAAUUGAAAUUCAAACAAAGAAUCUGACAAACUAUGAUGUCUGCAGUAUCUUGCUUGGAACUUCAACAAUGCUGGUCUGGAUCGGAGUUAUUCGCUACCUUGGUUUCUUCCAAAAAUAUAAUCUUCUCAUCUUAACCUUAAGGGCUGCAUUUCCCAAUGUGAUUCGUUUCUGCUGCUGUGCUGCAAUGAUUUAUUUUGGAUAUUGCUUUUGUGGAUGGAUUGUGCUUGGACCCUAUCAUGUUAAAUUUCGUACUCUAAAUACAGUUACAGAGUGUCUGUUCUCUUUGGUCAACGGCGAUGACAUGUUUCCCACGUUCAAGGAAAUGCAGCAGAAAAGUCACCUGGUAUGGCUUUUCAGCAGAGUCUACCUGUAUUCUUUCAUCAGUCUUUUCAUCUACAUGGUGCUAAGCCUGUUCAUUGCUCUUAUCACAGAUACCUAUGAAACAAUUAAGCAAUACCAAAGGGAGGGAUUUCCACAAACUGAACUACAUUUAUUUAUGGCAGAAUGUAAAGAUCUACCAAGUUCUGGGAGGUACAGAAUAGAGGGAGAGUCUCCAGUAGCUGCUUUCUGUUGUUGUAGCCGGUCUGACGAUUCACAACAGAUUUUAACAAAUUGAUUUUUUUUUUAUUAACUAUUCUAGAAAUUGUAUAAUUUAAUCUGUUUUCAAAUGCUGGCUAUUUUUUGUCUUAAAUUAUUGUUAUGCACUAUAUCUACAUUUUAAUUGUCUGAAAAAUGUACUUUGUGUUUUGCAAUUAAAUUUAAAGGAUACCUGUUGGAGCUCUCAGCUGUACUGAACUGUUGCACUAUGUACACCAUUUAGUAAAUUAUAACUAUAUACUGUACAUGAGUGUCCAUUUACUACAGUGUUGUGGGUUCCUCUCACCUUUUGAAUGAAAGGAUGACCCCA